UAGGUCUUAAAGCGUGUUUUGCGGGAAUUUAAAUUCACUAAAGAAGAAAAUAGUAAUUGUUAGAAUUAUCAUGAUAUUCUUUCAACUUAUGCCAGUGCAUGCGCCAUGGCUGUUGUUUUUCGCCUAUUUAGAAAUGCUAGCUGUAUUAGUGUAUGCUCAAGGUGAAACUGAGAUCAAAUCUCCUUUCGAAGCCACAAAGUCCCGUCUAAGCUUAGGAUACAUAGGCAGAGGAUAUGAUAUAUACAAAGGAAACCCAGCAAGUGAAAACGGAGAAGUUGACCAAGGAUUUCGUCUUCCAGUUAUAGGUUUACCUUUCUCCUCGUCCCGGUUCACUUCUGAUGGAGAAUACCGAAUACCCGAUAACGUUGACGUAAUAUCUGAAACAAGUGCGUCUUUCGGAUCGUCCUAUCAUCAACUAAUUACGGAAACAGAUUACCAGAGCAUGCUACAAGUCGAUGCUUCCGUCCACGUAGAGGGCAGUGGUUAUGGUUACACUGGAAGUUUCAGUGCCAGUACCUCAUACCAGAAAACAGUGAAGGAGAUUGCUAAAGGAGAAACAACUACUUUAGAUAUAAUUGGAAGAGCUAAUGUUUACAAAGCUAGAUUAGCCUCAACUGGAACACAGUCCAAGCUGAGUGACUUUUUGGAAAACAGCUUUAGAGCCUUGCCGAGUGAGAAUUGUGAAGAAGAUGCGAUUCAGCAGAUGUAUAUUAAUGUGGUUGAGCAGUUUGGAACUCAUUAUUCAACUGAGGUAGUCAUGGGAGCAAAGGCAGUACAAGAACUUAGAUUUAAGAAUUCUGAUGUAGAUAGAUUCCAGUCUGUUGGCAUCUCGGCUAUGGUUGCAGCCGAACUGUCUUCUCCUUUUGGUGCAAGUGGGGGAUUUAGUGUAGGAGUGUCUAGCAAUAAAGAGUUGAGAGAAAUGGUUCGCAAUACAGACAAGGAGCAAAGAGAAUACUAUAUCGGUGGAAGUCCUCCGUCCGGUUUCGGUGAUGACAGCACUGGAUCAACAGAAAGUUUACGUGAAUGGGCGAAAUCUGCAGCUGACAAUCCAGCACCUAUCAAAUAUAAAUUAUCUUCAAUCGACACGCUUAUUAGACCAGAGUACUUCAAAAAGACUAUAUCUGGAUUGUAUGAGAGAAGAAAAUGUUUACGCAAAGCGUUGUUUCAUUACUGUAUUAAGACAAUAGCAGCAAAUCACUGUACUCUUUUAUCAGAAUCGAAUUUGGACGGAAACGCAACAACUUUCAAGUAUGGUGAUUUUAUUAAAGUAACCAACGGAAACAGAUUUUUGGCCCUGUCACAGCAUUUUGGAAUAUCACCAGGACUGACAGUCAAACCUUUAACUACAGUGUCUGAAGUUACAAACUACGACGGAUUAUUCCAAAUUGUACCAACUGAGGGUAUCAACAAAUUUGGAAUUAACUUGCAUUAUGGAGAACCAUUUAUUCUGAAGACGUUAGAGGGCGAUAUGUUGUAUAUGGGUAAAGUGAUGAUUUUAAACACAGAUAUGCCGUCCGAAGCUAGACUACAGGAUGUAUUUACAGAUAAAGACGAACAACGAAAUGUCAAUAGCAGCCACAGUCAAAUUACUGACUUCUCCAUUUUUCUGAAAAAGGUGAAAGAUUGUUCGUAUCUAAUAUCUCUGAAAUACGCUUGUCAUAUUGAGGAAAACUAUUUUUUCCAAGUCCAAAUAAUCGGAUCAGAAGGAACAAUAAGAAGUAACGUGAAUGUUCGCUGUAGUUGCAGAAGAGGUAUCUGUGGUUUUAUUUGGUUCCACGACAUUAUCAUCGAGCACGAUAUUGGACAAUUUAACGCAUUAAGAAUCAUGGGUCUCCAUGGAAUAAGAACAGACCGUAUAUAUGGAGUAUACAUUAAAGUUUUGAUAAAUGGCGAAAAAAGACAAGUAAUUUGGAAUAAAGGCCAUUGUGUUGGCCGUAUAUUCGAGAUCGGAAGAAGAAGUCUUCAAAUUACACAAAGAGGAGUUGAAUUAGAUCUAUAUCCAGUGAAGUUUACAUUCCACAGUACAGAUAAGGCUAACUUACAAGGACAACCUGUAAAAUUGGGCGACACUGGUUUUAUUCAUAUUUUAUCAUCAAUGCCAAGAAAAUCUUUCUGGGACCAGGGAAUUUCACAGUUAAUGAGUGUAGAAAAUAUGGGUAAAGUAGGAAUCAAAGAAAUAGGACCAGGAGCACAUCAACCUAUUUCAACAGUUUGCAACACAUUGAUAUAUCCAAGCACCUCUGACUUCACUGAUCGUUACGAUUUUUCUGAUUAUAUCGUAAUUUCUUUUGAUGUCAACGUCAUGGUCAGCUAUGUAGAGGUUGAGGUAGAACAUGGGUAUGACUUUAACAAAUUCAACUUUACAUUAGCGUAUGUCAACGAAGAAAAUGAGGCAUUCACAGAUGUAUCUAAUCUUAAAAGAACAGUAAGGAACAAUACACUGAAUCUUACUUUGCCAUCUUCAAUGUACACUACGGCUAUUAAAUUAUAUUCAAUUCAUAUUGAAGACAACUCAAAUAUAACACGAGUUGUCAAAAUGGUAGCAGUGAUUGGUUGUACCCGCGCAAUUAUAGACUCGAACACUGGUAUAACUAAUACCAACAACCAGGAAUGGAAGCUUAAACUGAGCGAGAAUCAGAUACAGACAUCUCCAUAUCUCAAAGUCAUUCCGAAGAUGAGCAACAAUAUAAAUCGGGAAGAAUUGUUUAACCUCUUAGAAAAACCCGUUUCUGGUUCUUUUUCUUUAACGAUUCCUCUAGCAGUAAGUCAGCGCGACUGUAACUUUACUGCUGAAGCUUUACAUAAUUUUUUAGAACAAGCCAGCACUGUAGCAGAACUAAAAUUUGAAAAUGUAAAACUAACAAGAACAUCUGACAAUAGUGGAGAAGAACUCGUUAUUUCGAUGGAUUUGACAGGCCUCAACUUAAUUGAAUAUAACCGAGGAUAUAUGUCGUUAAACGACGCAGUAAAGUUAGCAAUCAAACGCAUGACUUGUCCAACCAAUACUGAUCAAAAGGAGUCACCACAAAGCCAACUAUCCCAAGGAACAAGUCAAUCAUCUGCAUCGUCCACUGGAAUCAUUGCUGGUUUUUCUAUUAUCGGUUUACUGCUGCUUGUUGUCUUGAUGUUUUUAAUUUGCAAGACGUACAAAGAAUCAAGCCAUACGAAAGGAAUCAAAGGACAAUUCAGAGCACCACCAAAUGUCAACAAAGGCUACAACGAGUAUAUCAUGGAAAAUGCUGGCAAUGAGUGAAUCCGGUAUAUGAAUGAAAAAGAUUAACAGGCGAUAAACUAUUUAAUACAUUAUAUUUGUAUACUCAAACAAAAUAGACUUUUUGUAUAUAUGUAUAUAAAGUAAUCUCUCUCUUUCUGUGAAACACAUAUUUAUAUUGAAAUAUUUAGAAUAGUGCCACAUAAAUAAAUAAAUGAACAAUAUUGCAUAAACAAUAACUUCAUUGAUCAUGAUCCCCAUCUAUAUUACUUAGGUAUCAAAGCUUUGCUCGUGGUCAUUCGUUGCAGCCUUUUCAAUUCUUAAACAUACACAAUUGGGUAUUGAGGACUAAACAAAGGUUCAGAUGAAGUUUGUGCAUACAAGAUUCCUUAACCCUGUUAUAGAUUUGACAGAGUGGAUGUUUUGUUUUAUCAAAAACUAUAUAUGAGAAGCACAAUGUAAUGUCAUUAUGUAGACAAAAUAAACAA
Molecule: messenger RNA, 3699 nt
Organism: Mytilus californianus (California mussel)
Lineage: Eukaryota; Metazoa; Mollusca; Bivalvia; Mytilida; Mytilidae
Exons: 17
Coding region: 71-3253 (1060 amino acids)
Source: RefSeq, a predicted model, not a curated record